GAAACUCUGCGUUUUCCAGGCGCAGUCCGCCAGUGUGAACUGACGGAGGAGGAGUUCUGCUCCGAGUUGGACUCAAAAUACUUUUUCUUUGUUUCAACGGAACAUUUAUCAGCUGCGGAACCGACUCAUCGAGUAUCAGACUGUUAAUUUGGCAGGAAAGCAGAUGGACCCUGGUGUUGUCGGUGGCGUUUGCCGACGAUGAGGUGACCUCCGACCUGUAGAGUCGUGGCUGCCCUCGCUGUCAGUGAUGGAGGACCUCUGGGGUUUAGCUGUAGCCGUCUUCCAGGUGUGGAUGUUUGUGGUGGUGUUCCUCAUCAUGCUGCCCGCCAUGUUUGGCCUCUCUCUGGGGGUCACCGGGGUCUACAUCCAGGUCCUGGUCAAAAUCCUGGAGUGGGCCACGUUACGGAUCCAGAGAGGACGGCAGGAGCAGUCCAGUGUGCCGGUGCCUCUGCCCAACGGGAUCAUUGAGCGAGCGGGAGGCUCCAUGGAGGAGGAGAUGGGGCAGCUGCGGAGCUCUCGCUCACUGGUGGGAGGCGAGUUUUCUCUGAGCGACGCCUUCUACUUCUACAAGAAGGGUCUGGAGAGCAUCGUGGACGACCAGGUGACCCAGCGCUUCUCCUCUGAGGAGCUGGCCUCCUGGAACCUCCUCACCAGAACCAACCACAACUUCCACUUCAUCAGCCUCCGCCUCACCGUCAUCUGGGGCCUCGGUGUCUUUGUACGCUACUGCAUCCUCUUCCCUCUCAGGAUUACGCUGGCCAUCAUCGGCCUCUCGUGGCUCGUGAUCGGAACGGUUCUGGUUGGAUUUCUGCCCGAGAGCAGUGUGAAGAACUGGCUGAGUGAACUGGUCCAUCUGACCUGCUACAGGAUCUGUGCCAGAGGGCUGUCAGCCACCAUCCACUACCACAACAGAGAAAACAAACCUCAGAAAGGAGGAAUCUGCGUUGCCAACCACACCACUCCCAUCGACGUGGUGAUUCUGGCCAACGACGGUUGCUACGCCAUGGUGGGUCAGGUCCACGGCGGGCUGAUGGGGGUCAUGCAGAGGUCGAUGGUGAGGUCGUGUCCUCACGUUUGGUUCGAGAGGUCAGAGAUGAAGGACCGACACGCUGUGACCAACAGGCUGAAAGCUCACAUCGCAGCCAAGACCAAACUUCCCAUCCUGAUAUUUCCUGAAGGAACCUGCAUCAACAACACCUCAGUCAUGAUGUUCAAGAAGGGAAGCUUUGAAAUUGGAGGGACCAUAUACCCGGUCACAAUCAAGUACGACCCUCAGUUCGGUGAUGCUUUCUGGAACAGCAGUAAAUACAACAUGGUCAGUUAUCUGCUCCGGAUGAUGACCAGCUGGGCCAUCGUGGUCAAUGUGUGGUACCUCCCUCCAAUGACCAUACAGGACGGUGAGGAUGCGGCUCAGUUUGCGAACAGAGUGAAAUCUGCCAUCGCUCAACAGGGAGGACUGCUGGACCUGGCAUGGGACGGAGGACUAAAAAGAGGAAAAGUGAAGGAUUCGUAUAAAGAAGAGCAGCAGAAGAUGUACAGCAGCAUCAUCGUCGGACAGAACGGCUCCAGCACAGAGGAGCAGUGAUACUGGUGAUACUGGUGAUACUGGUGAUACUGGUGACACUGGACAAUCCCUCCCAGUGACCUGGAACUGGAUGAACUUUCCAGAGUCGUCUUAGAACUUGUUUUAGAGUCUUAUUUUACAGUUUUUAAACUGUGACACCAAAGUUCAAAUUAGCUCUUAUUUCGAAGUUCUGUGUGUGUAGGAGUGUAUUUCCACCAGCAGGUGGCAGCGAAUGACAACACAUAAUCUCCUUCAUCCAUUUCUUCUUCUCCUCCUCCUCCUUCUCUUCCUGACAGUCACUGAAGACUGGAAACUCUUUCUUUCUCUUUGGGAACACUUUUUAUGUUUGUUUAUAUUUUUUAAACCAUAUUUGUUGUUGCGAGCUGAUCAGAAGUAAACAUUAUUGAUUGUAAACAUUAAUUUUCAGACAGCAUUAUGGAAAGUAUCCCUGCAGAGAUUUAGUCAUAAUAUCACUAUCACUCUCCACCAGACUCAGAGAAAAACACUCAUUUUAGCUUAUUAUUUUUUAGCAGUUUUUAAACUCUCACACCAAAGUUCAAAUCACGCUUUUAUUUUGAAGUUUGUGUGUGUGUAGGAGUGUAUUUCCACCAGCAGGAGGCAGCGAAUGACAAGAUAAUUAUCCUCUUCAUCUAAAUCUCCUCCUCCUCCUCCUCCUGACUGCCAGUAAAGACUGGAAACUCUUUUUCUUUCUUUCUUUCUUUCUUUCUUUCUUUCUUUCUUUCUUUCUUUCUUUCUGCGAGAACGUCUUAAAUGUUUGAACUGUUUAUAUUUUUUAAACCAUGUUUGUUGUUGUUGCUGCUCAAAAACAAAUAUUGAUUGUAAAGAUGAAUCUUCAUACACAUUUAUAUUCACUGCACCUGUGUUUGUGUUCUUGUUUGUGUUAUUGUUUGUUUUGAUGCAAAAUAACAUGACAGACAGUCUGUGUA
Messenger RNA from Morone saxatilis (striped sea-bass), 2511 nucleotides. RefSeq names its product glycerol-3-phosphate acyltransferase 3 (gene gpat3). The transcript is spliced from 13 exons. Gene Ontology annotation, cellular component: endoplasmic reticulum. Lineage: Eukaryota; Metazoa; Chordata; Actinopteri; Moronidae. Gene Ontology annotation, biological process: triglyceride biosynthetic process. Bases 248 to 1585 code for a protein of 445 amino acids. The record is from RefSeq and is a predicted model, not a curated record. Gene Ontology annotation, molecular function: glycerol-3-phosphate O-acyltransferase activity.